Suillus subaureus is the source of this 1798-nucleotide messenger RNA. Its product is annotated as phosphatase 2C-like domain-containing protein. Gene Ontology annotation, biological process: protein dephosphorylation. Bases 208 to 1416 code for a protein of 402 amino acids. Gene Ontology annotation, molecular function: cation binding; protein serine/threonine phosphatase activity. The transcript is spliced from 6 exons. NCBI's taxonomy places the organism in Eukaryota, Fungi, Basidiomycota, Agaricomycetes, Boletales, Suillaceae. The record is from RefSeq and is a predicted model, not a curated record.
AAUCAUUGUGGAUUCAAGCUCACGUGAGGAGGUGGAUCAUCGUGGCUCAGCCGCUCAAGUGCUCAUUGUUGUCCCUUAAAACCAGCAACAGCUGUACUAGUUAUCCUCUCCACUUAUUAUCAUAAAAAUUUCGAGCUCGACGACGGAGCUGUGACAUCGCUUGCUGGUCGCCUCAACAUCUUCCAACUAACGCGCAACACGAACUCCAUGAACCUCCGUUUCACAGACUCCCCAAAUGCGCGCUCAAAAUCAAUUACGACUGCCGAUGGCAUCGACACCUUUGGUAUCUUGAAUCAGCACUCCACAGGAAACGGUGCCUACCAGGUUGGUAUAUCUGAGGACGUGGGUACACGACGAUAUAUGGAAGAUGCCCAUUCCUUCGUCGUUGACUAUGCUGGUGUGCGAGGGCAGGGAUUCUUCGCUAUUUUCGACGGUCAUGCAGGAAAACACGCAGCCGAGUGGUGUGGCGCGCAUUUUCACGAGUACCUCCUCGAUGCCCUCCGUACUUCCUCCAGUGCCACUAUCCCGGACGUUCUAAACGAGACAUUCCACAACGUUGAUAAGCGCAUUUCUCGCCUCAGCGAAGAGUCUGAUGGCAAGAUCCACUCAGGAUGCACAGUUGUAACUGCCUUCCUUCGCAUCGAGGAUGCAGAUGGGCGGCAAUCCUUCCUCCCCGUUUCUCCACUUUCUCCGCCAUCCCCUACUGACAGCGGGAGCCGAAGUGGCAGCGAGUCUCCGACCGAACCCACGGAUGAAUCUAAGGAGGCAGGCAAGAAGACAAAGAGCAAGUCCCCUGCUUCGGCUUCUCGUUUCGCUCGGGCGCUAAAAUCCCUGAGCGGCUCCUCGCCAACCUUACCCUCUCCCCCUUCUGCACUCACCGCCACACGUAGCCAGACAUCUCCACCUUCGAUGCAAACAUACACGGCCCCGAUCGAUGCGCCACUCAACUCACGGCGCGUGCUUUAUACUGCCAACGCUGGCGAUGCGCGCGGGGUACUCUGCCGUGCAGGCCGGGCAGUGCGCCUCACCUAUGACCACAAAGGCAGCGAUAAGCAGGAGGCGAAACGUAUCACUGAUGCUGGUGGAUUCGUUAUGAGUGGGCGCGUGAACGGCGUUUUGGCAGUAACGCGCAGUCUUGGAGACAGCAGUAUGAAGGAGUAUGUCGUUGGGAGCCCGUACACGACUGAAACUGAGCUAGGAAGCGAGGACGAGUUCCUGAUCCUCGCGUGUGAUGGGCUUUGGGAUAUCACAGGCGAUCAGGGGGCAAUCGACCUCGUGCGGCAUAUUUCGGAUGCGCAAGCAGCCGCAGAAACGCUCGUGAAGCAUGCCCUUGAACGACAAACCAAUGACAAUGUAACUGUCCUCGUGGUGAGGUUUAAAGCGCUCGGAUCCACAGAGUCCAUGGGACUCGCUUGAGUAUGUGAAUGUUGAUUUGCUGUUCUGCUUAGGUGGGGGGCAAGUGAGGGGUGUUAUUUUUGCCAUGGCCGAUGUCUUGCUGUUGUUUUAGUCGGUUCUUGUAAUCGCUUCAUUUUGCGCACGAGCAUUCCGUUUACCUUGACUGCACCCGUACUCUACUAAUAUCCGUUCAAUGUAGAUUUGAUGUGUAUCAGAGCUUAUCAAUAUUCGUGAAUUGCCACACAACACAACGAGAUGCAAAUCGCCUGGACAUAUGGGGUCUGCGCCAUGAAGCAUUGAAGUUUGUGUUGAAAACAAGAGAAGGAUAGCAUUAUGUGAGCACAUUAGCCCAUUAUACAACCGUACGAUAGUUCACGCGUAGCCGUACAUACUGUAAAUACCA